ACACAGCUGAACGCUGAAUAGGUGUAGAUAGAGUUCUCAUUUUAUGAAGGACGCUAUAAUACCGUAGCUGCUUUCCGCGGAUUUGACAGUUUUAUAGCUCUGUUUUUUGAAUAUGUUUUGAACGCUUCCUUUUUACUGUUUCACAAACCCUGAAGACCUAUUCAAAUCAAGAUGAGAGAAAAAGGAUUCGCAGGACUUGCCCUGAUCAUGUGCUUUGCUUUAUUCAUUGAAAUGCGGCAUCAGGUACGUGGAGAUCUGAGCUACUCGAUCCCAGAAGAGAUGAAGCGAGGAUCUGUUGUGGGAAAUGUGGCCAAGGAUCUGGGUGUUGAUCUGAGGACCUUAGCCUCACGACAAGCCCGUGUUGAUUUUGCAGGAACUCGGAAGCGUUACUGUGAUAUUAAUAUGAAUACCGGGGACUUGAUUACGUCGGAAAGAAUAGACAGAGAAAUCCUUUGUGGCAAAAAACCCGUGUGUGCUUUGAAAGCCGAUUUGGUGUUAGAGAAUCCUUUAGAGCUUCACCGAAUUAGCCUUCAGAUACAAGAUGUGAACGACAAUUCACCGCAAUUCAAUGAAAAAUUAAUUGAAAUGGAAAUAGGAGAGUCCGCAGAAAUAGGCUACAGUUUUUCAAUCGAGGAGGCCCAUGACGCAGAUAUAGGUCAAAAUGCAGUGCAGCGCUACAUACUGCAAAAGAAUGACAAUUUCCUUCUUGCUGUAGAUGGCAACAAGGUUGAACUGAAAUUAGAUAAAAAACUUGAUAGAGAAAAACAAAAUGAAAAUAAUUUACUCCUAACAGCUUUAGAUGGCGGAUCUCCACAGAAAUCAGGUACUGUAAUUAUCCAUGUCACAGUGCUGGAUGCUAAUGAUAACGCUCCUUUGUUUACUCAGGCCAUUUAUAAAGCAAAUGUGCCUGAAAACUCACCACCGGACACAAUUGUAAUUACCGUCAGUGCAACUGAUGCAGAUGAAGGAGUUAAUGGAGACGUCACUUAUCAAUUUGGGCACGUGUCUGAGGAGGAUAUGAAUUUAUUUUCAAUUGAUCCCAAAACGGGAGAAAUAAAACUAUUGGGGGAAAUUGACUAUGAAGAAAGAAAUAAUUUUGAAAUCAAAGUGAAAGCUAAAGAUGGAUUAGGACUAAACUCUUAUGCUAAAGUGUUAUUGGAUGUUAAGGAUGUAAAUGAUAAUGCACCAGAAAUUUACCUGAAAUCUCUGUCCAACCCUAUACCUGAAAACAUAUCCCCUGGUACAGAAGUGGGGAUCAUUAAUGUUCAGGACAGAGAUUCUGAGAAAAAUGGACAGGUUCGCUGUUCCAUCCAGCAAAAUGUUCCAUUUAAGUUGGUUCCCUCUAUUAAAAACUAUUACAUUCUAGUGACCACAGCGCAACUGGACCGCGAAUUAUCAACUGACUACAAUAUUACAAUCACUGCCAUUGAUGAUGGCUCUCCACCUCUAUCCUCCUCUAAAACUGUUCAGUUAUCUGUAGCUGAUAUUAAUGACAACCCACCUGUAUUUCAGGAACAGUCCUACAGCGCAUAUAUUGCUGAAAAUAACAAACCUGGCUCCACUUUAUGCUCCGUUUCUGCUUAUGACCCAGACUGGAGACAAAACGGUACAGUGAUUUAUUCUCUGUUGCCUGCUGAGGUGAACGGUGCCUCAGUGUCCUCUUAUCUAUCUGUUAAUGGAGACACAGGGGUAAUCCAUGCUGUGAGGUCAUUUGAUUAUGAACAGUUCAGGAGUUUUAAAGUUUACGUCAUGGCCAGAGACAAUGGUUCUCCUCCACUCAGCAGCAACGUGACAGUCAGUGUGUUUAUAUCGGAUGUGAAUGACAACUCUCCUCAGAUUCUCUACCCCACCGUGGAGGGCAGUUCCUUCAUGACUGAGCUGGUUCCAAAAGCUGCACAUGGAGGCUCUCUAGUGUCCAAAGUCAUAGCAGUGGAUGCUGACUCCGGACAGAAUGCUUGGCUGUCCUAUCAUAUAGUCAAAGCCACUGAUCCUGGACUUUUCACCAUUGAUCUGCACAGUGGAGAGAUCAGGACACAGCGGGACAUUUUAGAAUCGGACAACAUGAAACAGAACCUGAUUGUUGCAGUGAAAGAUAACGGACAGCCCUCUCUGUCUGCCACCUGUUCCAUGUAUUUACUUAUUUCUGAUAACUUGGCUGAGGUGCCAGAACUGAAAGAUAUUUCUUAUGAUGAGAAGAACUCAAAACUGACUUCUUAUCUGGUCAUUGCGCUGGUUUCUGUGUCCACCUUCUUUCUGACCUUCAUCAUCAUCAUCCUUGGUGUGAGGUUUUGUCGCAGAAGAAAGCCCAGACUGUUGUUUGAUGGAGCAGUUGCCAUUCCUGGCCCUUAUCUUCCCCCAAACUACUCAGAUGUUGAUGGCACUGGAACUUUACGCAGCGCUUACAAUUAUGAUGCCUACCUGACAACAGGAUCUAGAACGAGUGACUUUAAGUUUGUAUCAUCCUACAAUGAUAACACGUUGCCUGCUGACCAGACUCUAAAGAAAAGCCCAUCUGACUUUGAGGAUAACCUAUUAACCUUGGAGACAUCCAAUAAGGUAAGGGCCUUGAAGGUUACUCAAACUGAUCCUUCUCCACAGAUUUCCGUCUUGUAA
Molecule: messenger RNA, 2613 nt
Organism: Cyprinodon tularosa
Lineage: Eukaryota; Metazoa; Chordata; Actinopteri; Cyprinodontiformes; Cyprinodontidae
Product: protocadherin gamma-A12-like
Exons: 2
Coding region: 172-2613 (813 amino acids)
Biological process (GO): homophilic cell-cell adhesion
Cellular component (GO): plasma membrane
Molecular function (GO): calcium ion binding
Source: RefSeq, a predicted model, not a curated record